Musa acuminata AAA Group (dessert banana) is the source of this 1605-nucleotide messenger RNA. RefSeq names its product probable transcription factor At5g28040. Gene Ontology annotation, cellular component: nucleus. NCBI's taxonomy places the organism in Eukaryota, Viridiplantae, Streptophyta, Magnoliopsida, Zingiberales, Musaceae. The coding region runs from base 154 to 1464 and encodes 436 amino acids. Gene Ontology annotation, biological process: regulation of DNA-templated transcription. The record is from RefSeq and is a predicted model, not a curated record. The transcript has a single exon.
AGUGAACGUCCAAAGAACCGCUCGGUUCUUAUCCGUUCAGCGAGAGCUGAAGCAAUCGUCGUGCCUCUCAAGUGUCCCGAUUUCCAAACCCAAUCCCAAACCCGAACCCCACGCCUCGUCCUUGAUCGAUCCAUUAAAGAAGAGGAGGAAGAGAUGCCGACCGCCGAAGAAGCAGAGCAGGAGCGCCCCGUCUUCGACGACGACGACGACGAUGACGUCUCCGAGAGCGUCGGAAGUGAAGACGAUGACGUUGACGGCAACGGCCACGCGACGCCGCCGUCUUCUCAGCUGCAAGCCCCGACGGAGCCAAGCGUAGUGGUUGCGGCGGAGUCCGGCGGUCUACACCCUUCCGCCUCCUCCGAUCAAGCCACAAACCUUAACCCUAACCCCAACACCACACUCUUCGAUCCCACUGCGGCCGCUCUUCCUCCUCCCCAGAACGGCGCGAUCCCAGUUCCAGUCCUCCCCAUAGCCGCUAUCUCUUCUCCCUCCGCUGAUGCUGCCUUCUUCAACCCCACUUCCUCAUCCGUUGCUGUCCCCGGCGCCACCACCUCUGCCUCUGAGGAGAGGAGGUCCCUCGCCGUCGUCUCCUUCGAUGAGUCCCGCCGUCUCUUCCAACGGCUUUGGACCGACGAGGAGGAGAUCAAGAUCCUACGAGGGUUCUUCGAAUUCACCUCGAGGCGCGGCACUACCUUCGCCUCCCACCAGUACGACACCGGCCCCUUCUACGAGGAGAUCAAGAAGCAGUUCCAGAUUGAAUUCACCAAGAACCAGCUAAUUGAGAAGCUCCGUCGCCUGAAGAAGAAGUAUCGGAACUGCGUUAGUCGGAUGGGGUCCGUGGGGAAAGGCUUCGCCUUUAAGAGCUCACACGAGCGGGCCAUCUAUGACAUCGCUCGCAGGAUCUGGAGCGCUGGCUCCAAGAGGGUCCACGAGAGUGAUGACGAGGACCUUAAUACAUCAAACAACGCCAUCUCUGACGAGAUCAUUGCAGUUCCGAUCAACGAUGGUUCUUUGAGUUCUCAUAGAAGGAUCUCAAGAUCAAGAAGGUGCAUGAGAAGGAGAAUGGCAGAAGAUGUGGCUACAGUGGAUGCUACUACUGCAGUCGGUGGAGUAGCUAUAGACCAUUCCACUCCAGAGAUGCACACACCUUUCGCUUCAGCAGCUGGGAUACCAAACAUCAUCGAGGAGACUGUAAAGGACUGCCUCUCACCACUGUUUAAGGAACUCAUCAAUUCUGCUAUUGGGAGCCCGCUUGGUCCAGGACUCAUUGGUGGGACAUCACCAUUGAACCUGCUUCCCAUGAGCCUCAGGGGUGGUGGUUCUUUGGCGGCCCCAGGGAUGACUAUAGAUGACAAGUGGAGAAAGCAGCAGAUUCUAGAACUGGAGGUUUAUUUAAAGAGAAUAGAGCUUGUAAUGGACCACAUCAAGGCAACAAUGGAGGAACUCAAGUCUGCAGCGAGCUGAUUAGAGUUUCUGCUACAAAGGUUGUAACCCUUAGUGCUGGAUCCUUUGCUUUGUGAUUCUUGUUUAUUUGGAUACUUCCUGUUAUAUCAGUCUGAUAAACUAACACUUUUUUCUCCUUAUAUUAAUCUCUAUUUAGUCUUA